Messenger RNA from Polyodon spathula (Mississippi paddlefish), 1581 nucleotides. RefSeq lists its product as uncharacterized. Gene Ontology annotation, biological process: cellular response to lipopolysaccharide; cell surface receptor signaling pathway; positive regulation of T cell proliferation. NCBI's taxonomy places the organism in Eukaryota, Metazoa, Chordata, Actinopteri, Acipenseriformes, Polyodontidae. Gene Ontology annotation, cellular component: external side of plasma membrane. The transcript is spliced from 7 exons. The record is from RefSeq and is a predicted model, not a curated record. Bases 316 to 1320 code for a protein of 334 amino acids.
GUGUGUAAAUAUUACCAUUUUGUGGUUUUGUUAGGUUCUGAAAGAAACUGUAACCUCAGUUUUUUUUUUUUUCCUUUUGUAUCCUGUACUUUUUGGUUGUGACAUUUUUAUUACUGUUUAUUAUUAUUUUUAUUGUUGAAAUGCAAACAUUUGUUAAACUGUCAAACAACCUUUAUUGUGCAAAAGUGAUUGCACUCAGCAGAUUGCAGUUCUGAUUAAUGCUCAUUGCUCUCAUUUCAAAACAGGAAGCAGUCAGCCUGUGAGUUUCUCACUUAAAACUCAAGUUGAUAGAAAGGGGAAUUAUCCUGCAGUUCCAUGCCAGUUUGUAAACAGAACUACAAAGGAGAAGAUCACCACAAACAGAACGGCCUCGUCCACAACCCCGAAGUCAAGAACAUGCUAGAUCCCGCCUGCACACUGCACGCUGGCCUUUUCCUGAUCAUUGCUUUCACAGAUGUUGGCAGCUGCUCUCCACAUUCACCUCCGAUCAUUAGAGCAUCUAAAGGAAGCAGCACCCUGUUGCCCUGCGCCGUCCCUACAAACAAUAACUCGAGGAUGGUCAGGGUUCAGUGGAGCAGAGGAGAACGCAAGAGUCCUUUCUGUAAAUACACUGUUGAAAGCAACACUAUUACCCAAAAUGAAUGCGAGAGUCGAAUGGAGGUGAUAUGGCAAAGCCACCAUCUGAAAAUCAAAGAUCUCACAAUCGGUGACAGCGGUAUUUACAGCUGUGUAGCUAUUAGUCUUAUACCCCCACCUUCAAUAGAAAACCGAAGUGAACUGACUCUUCUUGUCGAGGGUAUGAAGCUGGAAUUGUUUCCCUUGUCUUCCAACAAGUCUCUGGACUGCAUACAGCUGGUCUGCAGCCUAGCUGGCUUCUAUCCACCCGGAGUCAAUGUUACCUGGAGUAAACAGGGGGAGACACUUUCCGAUACCCUGCUUACAAACAGCAGCUUGUACCCCUUGAGAAGCACCCUGAGCCUCUGCAAACCCAACUGGAACGAGGGAGACGUGAUCUCCUGUCACGUGAACAGCACAGUCACAGCUCAGCCUAUCAUUCAUAACAUCACCAUUACUUUCCAUGGAGCUGAGCAGUGCUGCACCCUGAGCUGGAUCACAAUCAUAGUCACGUGUGUCUGUCUGUCUGCAGCGAUCACACUGGGGAUCAGCAUGUUAGUCAAAUAUCGGAAAGGUACCUGUGUGAGGUCACGCCACAAUGAAGGGACUGUGUUGAAUAACCUUGUAUAUGAAAACCUGCAGUUCAGCACAGCAAAUGAAGGCCACAGUAAAACCAGCGCAAGCAGCUGUAUCUACGACAAUUAGCAGCACUUAGUAGAGACCAAGUGGUGUGAUUUACUUUCACUUUGAGGUACAUAUUGAUUCAAAAGACAACAUGAUGUGUAUGAAAUAAUUCUGAAUUUUAGAUAUUGUGUUAAAAUAAACAACUAUACCAGUAAUGUACCACACUUGCUGUUGUUGAUUUGAAAUGAAUGUAUUGGAGCUGUUUAUUGAAGUCAUUAUGUAUGUAUGUAUGUAUGUAUGUAAGUAUAUAUGUAAAUAGUAAAAUAAACAUAACAUGAAUGA